ACAGCUGUGGAUCUGAUCAGACGCACCAAUUUGAAGGGCAGGCUUUCGAGACUUCGCUGAACAGUGACUUUCGCUUUGCGUGAGCAUCCCGUUUUGCUUUUGUGAAGACAAAGAGAAAGAAAAUAAUAAAUACAUAAAUAAAUAAAAGUAAAGAGAAGUAAGCGGCAGCAAUUAGAUCUCCCAGCAGAAGUGACAGCAGGUGUGAAUUCAUGUCUGUAUUUUCACCGCAGAUAUACUGCCCAGUGUUUGUGCCCAGCCGAGAUAUGACUGAGGUGAUGAUCAACAGCACCCCCAUGGAGGACAUGAGGCUCAGCCCCAGCAAGGACAGACUCUCCUUCCAGAUAUUCCCAGACCCCUCGGAUUUUGACCGCUGCUGUAAGCUCAAAGAUCGCCUCCCAUCCAUUGUGGUUGAGCCGACAGAAGGAGAAGUCGAGAGCGGGGAGCUCCGCUGGCCUCCAGAGGAGUUUUUGGUCAGUGAGGAGGAGGAGGAGGAGGAUGAAGAGGAGGAAGAAGAGGAACAGAAUAGCAACAUUCAAAAUGGACAGCCAGCACAGAACUCGCAGCACUAGAGGCUGUGUUAUAGCACCCAUACACUCUUUCUUCUUUCUGAUGGACUCUCCCGUUUCAUACACUGGUUAUACUUCACAUCAGCACUCCAGUUCACUCAACUGACAGACGCCGUCUCGUUUCCCAUGACACCAAAAAAGAAGAAAAAAAUCACUCCACGAGAGAAGCAAUAUGCACACAUAACACACUUUUAUGACAUCGUAACUUAUCCUCCUGGACUGCAAAUCCAUCAAAAACAGACUUGGAAGAGAUCAGACAAUGCACACCUCUAACCUUCACCUACUUCUUACCACCGUGUGUCUCGGCCCAGACCGGAUGUCCUGUUGGACAGCGGCAGCUCAGUGCUCCAUGGACAGGUCUCGCACUGCAGGAGGCUACUACUGCUCUGUACCUAACUUCAAAAUGGCUGGCGUCAUGACCCCAGAGGCUUCCUACUUGUAUGCAGAACUAUUGUGGUACCCGUGGGAAUUAUUGUACAGUACACUGUCCAUGUUUGUGUUCAGAAUCUGGUUUGCUAUGUUAUUAUUGUAAUUGCCACUGCUGUAGACUUGUCUGUUCUGGAGAAGCUGAAACUUUGUGACUUGUCUGUUGAAUGGGUUUUGUGCAAAAUGUUCUUGGGAAUGUUUUAAGGGUUUUUUUUGUCCUUCACUGUCAGCCACUCGCAUUUAAAAUAAAUAAGUAAAUAAAUAAAUAAAGGGGGAAAAAAAUAGAAGUGUUGUGAAAAUCAAAGAGGUGAAAAAUGGUAUGCAUGAUAAAUAUAUGUGGAACGAGUUCAUUUUUACCCGUUAUGUACCAAAGUCAAGUUAUGCUAUGAUCCCCCUCGUGACACUGGCCUCCUGAAAGCCUUAUGGACAGUAUUUUGAUGAUGCAGCAAAACGGUAUGACUGAGAACAAAAAGUGUCACAGACAGGCUGCUGUUCAAAGAGAAAAGCUGAAUAAGGAUGGGAAAUGUUAAAUUUUGAAAAGCACUUAAUAAAGCAAUGUACAGACCCAAUGAAGGAUAUGUAAAUACUUGUUCCUAGUGAGCCAACCCCCGAGGCCUUGUAGUGCACUGAUCGUCUUUUUUCUUGAUUUCUUUGUAACUUUUUAGAAAGACAAAGUCUGAGAUUCACUCUGAGCUGUACACAUUGGAUUGUCUUUCCCAGUCUUCCUCUUUUGUUUUUGUUUUUUUAAACAGCCAUACUUUUGAAGCAACACCAUGAAGUACAGGUUGUAGAGAAUUCACACUGUGGGACACAGUUUGCAGAAGUAAUCUUUGUUCACGUCGUUCUUGGAACUCCUGAUGUUUGCCAAAAGCUGUUAAUAUUGUUACUGGUUCUCUGGUAGUAAUGUGUCAGUUUAUUUGCCUAUAGUGUUUCUGUGUUCUUCUCCACUCGGUCAUCAUGACUUGCUGUUUGUGGGGUCAGUUUCUAACUGUUGUAGAAGCAUGUCUGAGAUAUUGUCUUUGUAUUUUCUCAUUUUUGUGGCAUUAGGGCUGUGUACAGAACAUCUCUCUCUCCUGUCACCUGCAGGUCCCACAUUGUUUUUUGUAAAGCUCAGGGAGAUAAGCCACCAUCUUUCUCUUGGUUUUUUUUUCCUGUUAUUUUUGUAUUUAGACCACUCUUCUCAGUGACUAUUACAAAGGCUGUAAAUAAACAUUUGAAUUUGCUAUCCA
Molecule: messenger RNA, 2221 nt
Organism: Oreochromis aureus
Lineage: Eukaryota; Metazoa; Chordata; Actinopteri; Cichliformes; Cichlidae
Gene: lbh
Product: LBH regulator of WNT signaling pathway
Exons: 3
Coding region: 210-569 (119 amino acids)
Biological process (GO): positive regulation of DNA-templated transcription
Cellular component (GO): nucleus
Source: RefSeq, a predicted model, not a curated record